AUUAUUUGCAAAUGUGUAUGGGACCAAAAUGCCCUUGUAUUUAUCCUCCUUAACCUCAUAAGACUCUAAAAUAUAUUUCUUUUCGAGAAAGAUCUCCAAUUGAUAGAAGUUUGAUCAGAAAUAAGUUAACAAAUAUUUCAAAGCCUUUAUUAACGAAAAUAAAAUAUUAGACAAGGCCAUCUUAACAAAUAUAAUAUCAAUUAUUUGCUUUAUUUAACUUAUUAGGUGAAUAAAGUGAUGCUUGGUUUAGAAUAUAGAAAUUAUUAAAUAAUUAUGAUUAAAUAGUAGGUUAUUUAACAUAAUUGAACGUUAAUCAAUUAAGUAAAAAGUAAAUUGAAAAAUGUUAAUAUUGGUUGGAUGAAUUUGAUAAAAUAAAUAAAGAUAACUAAGUUACAGUUUUUGCAGAUGUAGCUAAAGGAAUUUUAAGUAAGAUAGUGGAAGUGGAAUAAGAAAAGCAUUCAAUAUUAAUGGAAGAAUUAAAAGAUGUAUGCAUAAAGAAAUAUAAUGAUGAAUGUGAGGUUGAUGAAGUGGCUAUAUUAUAAGUAACAUAAGAAUCACAGCCAGAUUAACCAAUUGUUUAAAAAUAAAAGGAUUAAAGUUUAGAAUUAGAAACAACUGAAAAAAUUAGAUAAAAUGUUUUAGAUUCACCAAAUAGAUCAACUAAAAAUGAUUAAUCUGAGUAUCAUCCUCAUAAUUCUUCAACAUAUAAUAUUAGAAGAUUUCUUGAAAAUUCAAGUCCUAAAACACCAUUGAAUUUAUCUUUUUGUAAAAGUUAAGAAAAGUCUUUUAGAGAAUCUAUUAUUAGUAAUACUUAAUAAAAAAAAUAAAAAUUAUCUAAUGUACCUUCAGGAGGAGUAUAUAAUGAUAUUGUUUCAUUAAAGAAAGAAUUAGAAUUGAUUUAAAAAGACAUAAGUAGAUUAGAAAUUAAAAAUAAGAAAGAUGAAUUUUUAUUAAAUAGAGAAAGUCAAAGGAAUUAGGUUUAAUUAAAUAAUGAAUUAAUUAAAUAAGAAUUCUCAAACAUUCGUGCUUAAGUAUAUAAACAUUGUUAUUUUAGACCUAAAAUGAUGAAAGUUUUAUAGAAAUUAAAAAAAAAGAAAAAUUAAAGAUAGAGAGAAGUAAUUCUGCAUUUAGAAAAGAAUUAAUAGGUUCUAAAAGUCCAAAAAAUGAAAAAUAUUUAAAGUAUGUGGAAAAGUAUUCUUAGAAAUACAUUCCAAUACUAGAUAGGAUAUAAUAAUAAGAAUAAGAACUAAGAUCAUUUUAAUCCUAAAUUAAAUUAGCAGAAUAGAAAAGGGCUCUUUAAGAAAACAAAUCAAAAAAAUUACUUUGA
Molecule: messenger RNA, 1327 nt
Organism: Paramecium sonneborni
Lineage: Eukaryota; Ciliophora; Oligohymenophorea; Peniculida; Parameciidae
Source: the annotation of a GenBank genome assembly